Messenger RNA from Alosa sapidissima (American shad), 3468 nucleotides. It is a transcript of the gene ctps1a, whose product is annotated as CTP synthase 1a. The record is from RefSeq and is a predicted model, not a curated record. Gene Ontology annotation, molecular function: identical protein binding; CTP synthase activity. The transcript is spliced from 19 exons. Gene Ontology annotation, biological process: CTP biosynthetic process; pyrimidine nucleobase biosynthetic process. Lineage: Eukaryota; Metazoa; Chordata; Actinopteri; Clupeiformes; Clupeidae. Gene Ontology annotation, cellular component: cytoophidium; cytoplasm. Bases 222 to 1997 code for a protein of 591 amino acids.
CAAAGUUGUGCUGCCUGCUUCAGGAUAGUGUGGCCAACACGUGUAGUGCGGACGGAUGAGGCCAAGUGCUCUGGACACGUGAAUUUCGAUUGCUUGCUCCAUUAAUUCAAUAAUAACAGUUUAAGUAAUAUACUGGACGAUAUCAUAAGUUGCAGCACUUCAAAUUAUCUACAUUUGAGUAUUUAUUUGCCAACGUUACUGUUCAUCCAGUGAGCACAACCAUGAAGUACAUCCUGGUGACUGGUGGUGUGAUCUCUGGCAUUGGAAAGGGCAUCAUUGCCAGCAGUGUGGGUACCAUCCUCAAGUCGUGUGGAUUACACGUGACUGCCAUUAAGAUCGACCCUUAUAUCAACAUUGAUGCAGGCACUUUCUCCCCCUAUGAACAUGGUGAGGUUUUUGUGCUGGAUGAUGGUGGAGAGGUUGAUCUGGAUCUGGGAAACUAUGAGCGUUUCCUAGACAUCCGGCUCACGCGAGACAACAAUCUGACCACAGGAAAAAUCUACCAGUCUGUCAUCAAUAAAGAGCGGAGGGGAGACUACCUGGGCAAGACGGUGCAGGUUGUGCCACACAUCACAGAUGCUAUUCAGGAGUGGGUAAUGCGGCAGGCCCGAGUGCCCGUGGACGAUGAUGACGUGGAGCCACAAGUGUGUGUGAUCGAGCUGGGUGGGACUGUUGGAGACAUUGAGAGCAUGCCUUUCAUCGAAGCCUUCCGGCAGUUCCAGUUCAAAGUGAAGAGAGAGAACUUCUGCAACAUCCACGUCAGCCUCAUCCCACAGCCCAGUGCAACAGGAGAACAGAAGACGAAACCCACUCAGAACAGCGUGAGGGAGUUGAGAGGUCUCGGACUGUCCCCUGACCUGAUCAUGUGCCGGUGUGCCACUCCUUUGGAAAACUCGGUCAAAGAGAAGAUUUCCAUGUUUUGCCAUGUGGAACCCCAACAGGUGAUCUGUGUGCACGACGUCUCGUCCAUCUAUAGAGUUCCGCUCCUGCUGGAGGACCAGGGAGUGGUCGACUACUUCUGCCGCAGGCUGGACCUGUCCAUCGAGAUGCGGCCCAGGAAGAUGCUGGCCAAGUGGAAGGAGAUGUCCGACAGGUCUGACCGACUCCUUGAGCACUGUUCUAUUGCCCUGGUUGGCAAAUACACUAAGCUGUCCGACUCCUACGCCUCCGUCAUCAAAUCCCUGGAGCACUCCGCUCUAGCCAUCAGCCACAAACUGGACAUCAAGUAUAUUGACUCUGCAGAUCUGGAGGCUGCUACCCUGCAGGAGGAGCCGGUGAAGUACCACGAGGCCUGGCAGAAGCUGUGCAGUGCAGAUGGCAUCCUGGUACCUGGGGGCUUCGGCGUACGAGGAACUGAAGGAAAGAUUGAAGCCAUCAGUUGGGCGAGAAAACAGAAGAAGCCAUUCCUAGGUGUGUGCUUGGGUAUGCAGCUGGCCGUGUGUGAGUUUGCAAGAAACAUGCUUGGCUGGACAGAUGCCAACUCCACAGAAUUCGACCCGGAUUCCAAACACCCGGUGGUGAUUGACAUGCCAGAACACAAUCCAGGGCAAAUGGGUGGGACCAUGAGGCUUGGAAAGAGACGCACCAUAUUCAAGACCAAGUCCUGUAUAUUAAGAAAACUGUAUGGCGACGUCGACUUUGUUGAUGAAAGACAUAGACAUCGUUUUGAAGUGAACCCAGAGCUAAAACAUCACUUUGAGGAGAAGGGCUUUCACUUUGUAGGCCAGGAUGUGGAGGGAGAGAGGAUGGAAAUUAUUGAACUAGAUGAUCACCCGUAUUUCGUAGGGGUGCAGUACCACCCGGAAUUCACCUCCAGACCCAUCAAGCCUUCACCUCCUUACUUUGGACUUCUGCUCGCCGCUGCAGGGAAACUACACAGCUACCUCCAGAGAGGCUGCCGCCUGUCGCCACGAGACACCUAUAGUGACCGCAGUGGCAGCAGUUCCCCAGACUCCGAGAUCGCCGAACUCAAAUUACCCAGCAUUGCUCAGGACUGACCCACUGGUGGAGAUCAAGGGCGUGGCGAUUUUUACAGUGACUCGGAUGCACUGACGUACAGGGAUGGACGCCUUGGGGAACUCGGACCUCGGAUUUUAAAUGCCGCCUUCUUUUUUUCAUUUCCUUUCCUUUUAUUUCUCUUGCACAAGUUGUGAUAUCAAACCGUGGUUCUUUUUAUAUUUGUAUAGAUUUGUAACGGCGCGUUAGUUUUCAGCUUCUCAUUACUACUAUGGAUUCCAGACGUUAUCAUCCAUGCUUUUUAAACACUAGCUAGGCUAGUAACAAACCUGGUCAGAUAUCAGUUGAAUUGUACAUUGUGUGUGCAUAUAUAUAUUUUCAGGUUAAUUUCCCAGAUCUCUUCAUCGUACUCUGUGGUCAUUCAUUGUAUUUAAGUCUGUAUUCUUUUGUGUGAAAACUGUAUUAACAAAAGGUCAUACUGACUCUGACUCUGUGCAGGGAUGAAGUUAUUUAUUUUGGCAUGCAGCAGUAUUUUGGGGGUAGUCAGAAUGGAUGUCCUCAGGGAUAGCUUUGAUGGGUCAGUCAGUUAGUCCCCCCUCAAAUGGUUCCAUGUCUAGUUUUCCUCAGUUCAGUUACAGAUGACUGGACACAUCAGAGACAGUCAACUCGCCGUAUUCACCUGGCAGCAAGAACGAGGCUAAAGGGUACACUUGCAUUACACCUCAGUCCAGCAGAUGGUGGUGGUAACUUUGUUUGCAAACUGCCAAAAUACUCACUGAAGAAGAAUAGGCCAGUGAACCCUUCUUUUUUUUCCGGCAGUUUGCAAACAGAGUGCAUUACCACCACCAUCUGCUGGACUCAAGUGUAAUGGCAAGUGUACCCUUUAGCCUUGUUCCGGCUGCUGGAUGAACAAGGCUGCAGCAGCACAUGUGAGACCAUUAACUGCAUGUAUGUGUGUGUGUGUGUGUGUAUAUAUAUAUAUAUAUAUAUAUCUCUCUACAGUCAAUGUUUGAGACACCCACCCACCACAUGUAUUUAGGGUGCUUGUACCCUUGUACGUUUAUGGAAAUGUCACUUUUGGAAUGCGGAAGGGUAGACGGACAACAGGAAGUGGAAGUCCCACCUCAUGCUGUUAACUUUACAGGACAGUGGUCUGCCUGUCCCAGUAAAUCACAAAAGUGCUCUCAGGUCACCUCUGUGUGAAGAUGCACAUGAAUGGGAUCUAUAGUGAUCCCACAGCACUAGGACCAAUCGGCUUAGUUUGCCAUGAUGGUAAAAACUCCUGAAUGAGUAACAAUUUUCUGAAUUAUACCCAGAGACAUUUUCAUUUAGUUGGUCAGCAGCAAUAUAUUGCAAAUGAGGGCAUUUAGCAGUUCACUGCUGACUCAGUGAGUCAGGGUUGCUCCAUGCAAGCUGAUGCAUCAAUGCAAUUUGUUUUCCAUGCCUAUCCAUCAUGAGUGGCAUUUGGCUGUGAUGGGGAAACUGAAUAAAUGUUGAGUUGUUGGGCUGAAA